AUGAGCAUAUAUCCGAGGUGUGCUGGCGAUGUGACCUUCAACACACUAUCAUCUAACGCGUUUUCCGAGUGGCCGGAGUCCAUCGCUGGCAUAAUAUGCAAGACCCCGCCCGUCGGCCGCAACAGCGCCCCGCACUUUGCGGAAUGCUGCUCCGGCACGGUCUACAACAUCACGAGCCCGACGUCGCCCAACGACCAAGUGUACCCAGUCUCGUGCGCUACUUUUUGUCAAGUCAGUCCGGAGAUGAAUGCCGACAAUCCGACUAACCCCUACGGGUUCAGCAACCACUUCAUGUGUCUCACCGACGGCACAAGGGAGCCCUCAUCCUGGGAGGUUGUCUGCGCCACGGUGACACCGCCGGGCGUGGCAUGGCCUACGAGUUUUCCCAAUACUCCUGUCCUCUCGUGGAAGACUAGGUCUUGGACGACCGAUAUUUACUCGCGCAUCAGCGAGGUUACGUCUGUCGUUGAAAGCCCGACUACAUCGCCAACCGCGACGGUAACGACAGAUAUCACAACAUCUUCGUCGUCUCAAAAAGCUUCUAUCUCAACGUCUGACUCAAGCACGGCAUCCACAUCGCUUACUACAGCUUCAUCAACACAAACGAGCGCAGCUGUGGCGACGCCAACGGGUAGCGGUGCCGCCGAAGGCAAGAGAGUGCGUGCGAGAGACCUCACAUUGAGCAUCCUGCUCCUCAUAAGCGCCCUUUGUCGCGCUUAA
Colletotrichum costaricense is the source of this 720-nucleotide messenger RNA. RefSeq lists its product as uncharacterized. NCBI's taxonomy places the organism in Eukaryota, Fungi, Ascomycota, Sordariomycetes, Glomerellales, Glomerellaceae. The coding region runs from base 1 to 720 and encodes 239 amino acids. The record is from RefSeq and is a predicted model, not a curated record. The transcript has a single exon.